This is a messenger RNA of Pectinophora gossypiella (pink bollworm), 314 nucleotides long. RefSeq names its product diacylglycerol kinase eta-like. The transcript has 3 exons. NCBI's taxonomy places the organism in Eukaryota, Metazoa, Arthropoda, Insecta, Lepidoptera, Gelechiidae. The record is from RefSeq and is a predicted model, not a curated record. Bases 42 to 314 code for a protein of 90 amino acids.
GAUGCGUGCCGAGUGUGAAGUGUGUGAGUGCCCGAGGAGUGAUGUCAGUGGCGGACAGAAAUGCGCCCGCAGACGAAAGGAAACCAGCUUAUUGCGAAGAUAGCACGGACAGUGAUAAUGAUACGGAGAGGAAACCUUUAUUGCGGCGGAUUUCGACAAGCAAAUGCGUCGGUCGACUGCCCGUGGUCAAGGAGGGGUACCUGAUGAAGCAGACGCGCUUCCAGCGAUGGCAGCGCCGCUACUUCCGCCUGCGCGGGCGCACGCUCUACUACGCCAAAGAUAAAGACGAUUUGAAACUGCAACUUCACAUUUGA